CUGCACUUCCUAUUCUUCCAAGUGAAUGCGACUGUGCAACUGGACAAAAUGGAAGCCUGGACCAACAUCGUGGAAUCCUACGCUCCGCGAUCCAUCGAAUUCAUCGGAACACUCCUCGUUCAACUACUCACAUUUUGGCUACCAUCGCUCUACUACCUCUCCCUCGACGCCUUAUUCCCCUCCUUCUCGCAACGUCAUAAAAUCCAACCGGCCCUGAAACAACCCACCGGAAAAGACAUCCGGCACUGCGUCGCGGUAGUCGCGAAGAACCAACUCCUCUCCACGGCCCUUCACUUCCUCCUAAUCACAGCGACGACCUACGCCGGACUCCCGUCGUCCUAUCGAAUCGAAACCACCCUCCCAACCCUCCUCGAAUUCACCCGCGACUUCAUCAUCAGCCUCCUCCUCCGCGAAGCCCUCUUCUACUACAGCCACCGCUUUCUCCACAGACCAUACUUUUACGUCCGCAUCCACAAGCAACACCACCGCUUCACAGCGCCAAUCGCGUUGGCAGCACAAUAUGCACACCCCAUCGAACAGAUCUUCGCAAACAUUCUACCGAUAACUCUCCCCCCGCAGAUCCUGAAAAGCCAUAUAUUCACAUUCUGGGCGUUUCUGGGGUACGAGUUGUUUGGGACGGCGACGGUGCAUAGUGGGUAUGAUUUCUUGAGAGGACAGGCGAGGAUGCAUGAUUUGCAUCAUGAGAAGUUCAAUUUGAAUUAUGGGUCGAUGGGGGUGUUGGAUUGGGUGCAUGGGACGGAUCGGUUGAGGAAGAGGGAGUAGCUGCUGUUGUACAUGGGUGUUCGCAUUCACGAUAUAUACCCCGGAGUGUUACUCCGCAUCUGCACUGUACAUAGCAGAAUCAAUUGAUUCCUAUCCUAUCAGUUUACCAAGGGUACAUCCUCGUAAUGAAAGCAACGCCUGCGAUCUAGUUCCAAGCCCCCAAGACCCCAAGCCUCCUGAUUACCCCUAGAGUCUUGGUACAAAGUACAGACUGCCAGCGCCAAUAUACAACCGGACUUGCCAGGAACAUGUUUGCUGCAAUAUGGUAAGAAUAAGGGUCUGCUGUACUCCGUAGCGCAGGGUACUCCGUCCAGUUGUGAUUACAAU
Molecule: messenger RNA, 1110 nt
Organism: Aspergillus glaucus CBS 516.65
Lineage: Eukaryota; Fungi; Ascomycota; Eurotiomycetes; Eurotiales; Aspergillaceae
Product: sterol desaturase family protein
Exons: 1
Coding region: 49-783 (244 amino acids)
Biological process (GO): ergosterol biosynthetic process
Molecular function (GO): C-4 methylsterol oxidase activity; iron ion binding
Source: RefSeq, a predicted model, not a curated record